Oryzias latipes (Japanese medaka) is the source of this 6642-nucleotide messenger RNA. It is a transcript of the gene efna5b, whose product is annotated as ephrin-A5b. Gene Ontology annotation, molecular function: ephrin receptor binding. The record is from RefSeq and is a predicted model, not a curated record. Gene Ontology annotation, biological process: regulation of cell-cell adhesion; regulation of actin cytoskeleton organization; axon guidance. NCBI's taxonomy places the organism in Eukaryota, Metazoa, Chordata, Actinopteri, Beloniformes, Adrianichthyidae. Gene Ontology annotation, cellular component: external side of plasma membrane; plasma membrane.
CAAGCAAUCAAACAUAGAAUAAUGGAUAAACAAGACAAACAACAGAGGUUCAUAACCAUACAAAAAUAUAUCAAACAUAGGAUGAUUAGUCAUAAAAUGGAUUGUUUCAAUUAAACAUAAACAAAAAUGCUCACAUUUUUUUUUAUAAAUAUCCAUCUGUAAAUAUGUGUUUCCCUGCAACAUUUAAAAAAAAAGAAAAGUUGCAGAUUUAUCAACUCAUAAAAUUGUUCUGUGUUUUUAAAGUUUGAUUUUCUUAAUUUUUCUAUAACAAAAAGUAAAAAUAAUUUUUACGUUUUCAUUUGGUGACUUAUUCAUUGUCAGUAUAAUUUCUUUAUGUUGAUCUGAGGGGAAUUUUGGUGUUUAAUCUCCUUCCAGUAAAGAUUUGUGGGAGUGGAUCUCUGAAGACUGACGCGCUUCCUCGGAAACGUCAGAACUCGGGUUGGUUUCGGGCUGAACCGGCGGGAGCCUCCACAGCGGGGCGUCCCCGGCUCUGGAGCGGCUUCCGGCGGGGACAAGACUGGAGCGCCGUCCUGGAGAGCCACAGAGAGCCUGCGCGCAGUGCGCAGACAUCAUCGCAGACUGUGCCGUCUGGAUCAUUCAAUUCAUUUACAACACUGGACAUCUUUUCAAUAAGAUAUAGCAGAAUUUCUUAAAUUACACUAAUUGAAUUUAUUUUAGACUACAGAAAAGAAAUUUAAAAUCUACCAACCAGUUUUACUCUUUCUGGGCGUGCUCCAAACUGAGAUUACGCACAUGUUAUUUAAAGUUCGUUUGCAUGAAACUGUUGCGCGCACGUGUUCACGGACAGCCGAAACGCGCUCCGUGCCUGUGCCAUCUCUUUUCUCGCAUCCCCCCAUUUCCAUCUCUACCUUUCAGUAAUUGAAUUAGCUUGGUUUUGCUUGGGGGGAGGGGCUUUGCUUUGUUCAGGAGACGCCCAUUCAAAUCAUUUCAGACCAAUGGGACUAUUCCCCGCUCCUCCGUAACCAAACCUACUCUCUCAGUCGGCGUCUGGUCUGGAGCUGCCUGCCUCAGCCCUCACCUCCCCGCGUGUCCAGGCGUCUGAAACCCAAACACAAGCUCAGAGGAAGACAUUCAGGAACACCCACGGGACGAAGUUGCUUUUUUUCCUCUUUCCUUUACGUUGUGUAAUGGCUUAUAAAUAAGGAGGACUCUUUGGAAUGUGGACAUGAACGCGUAGCACGCAGAGGAAAAAAAAAAAAAGCUCCGCGCUGCGUGUCCUCUCUUCGGCAUCGUGGACUCCUCCCCACUUCAUCCGUGGCACCUCUGCUGAAAGGAUGACAGUGUUUCUCACGCUGGAAACAAAAGAGCGAAUGUAAGGCUGCUGCUGCUUCUCUAGACUCUCCUGACUGUGUGGCUUUAAAAAGUUGCCAGGAGAAAAUGGGCAUCUGACGUGCGCCUCCCAGCGUCAUUGGACACACUGAGCCUCUCUCUCUUUUCUCUUCAUCACAUCUUGAGCUGACUAAUCCCCUGCGUUCUGGGUUUGGAGUAAGCACGAGUGUUCAGCAGUUGUCACUCGCCUUGACACAGGCUGCGUCCAGAGGCUCCAUGCAGAAGGGGGACGCCGUCACAUCGCAGAAGACACCGCCUGCUGUGUUGCGCAUUCGCGGCUCCUCGUUUGCGCAUUAGAGAGCGAAACCUCCACCUCGGAUUCCUCAGAGCUUACACACUCAGCAUCACGCCUUGUUUUUGUGACUUCACGUUUCCGUCAAGCCGAGAGGGUGUCAGCAGUAUCACUGUCCCCCACCCCCUCCACCCCCCCCCUGCAUGCUCACAGCUCCUUCCUCAGUCCUUGCGUUUUCUCUGGGGCGCGCAUCACUGUUUCCUCGGCGUCGCCAGAAACUUGCGGCCACAUGUGAGCGAAACUCCUCACCUGUCCCGGUUGAAACACCCAUACAAGUUGAUUUUAAACCACACAGAAGAGGAAGUACGCGCCCGAAGUUUGGCUGUAGUGAUGCUGCAAGUGGAAAUGGUCCUCUUCAUCUGCCUGGUGGUGUUGAUGUGUGUAUUUAGCCAAGAGCCCGGCUCCAAGGUUGUGGCCGACCGCUACGCCGUCUUCUGGAACCGGACCAACACCAAGUUCCACCGUGGAGACUACCACAUCGACGUGUGCAUAAACGACUACCUAGAUGUCUACUGUCCUCAUUACGAAGACUCGGUGCCUGAGGAGCGGACAGAGCGCUACGUCCUCUACAUGGUCAACUAUGAUGGUUACAGCACAUGCGACCACACCGCCAAGGGCUUUAAGCGCUGGGAGUGCAACAGGCCGCAUUCCCCAAACGGACCUCUCAAGUUCUCUGAGAAGUUCCAGCUCUUCACUCCCUUCUCCUUGGGCUUUGAGUUUAGACCGGGCAGAGAAUACUACUACAUCUCCUCCACCAUUGCUCAGAAUGGGAGAAAAACAUGCCUGAAGCUGAAAGUUUUCGUCCGACCAUCAAACAACUGUGUGAAAACUAUAGGCGUACAUGACCGUGUUUUUGAUGUAAACGACAAAGUAGACAAUACAUUAGAGCCACGAGAUGACACCAGCCAUGAAACGGCUGCACCCUCCCGAAGUGAAACAAAUGCUGUGUCGCACCUGCAUAAAACAAGCCCACUUCUAGCUUCAUUGCUGGUCAGCUUAGCAGCACUCUUCACUUUAUAGCACUCCCCUCUGUGCUGGAGGUCAUUUACACCUAGAGUGGCCUGAAUCUGCCCUAGGCUGCAGGGUUGGGAGGGGAUUUGGGAAGAUCGGGUUUGUUUGGUCGGGCACAAGAGCAGGCUUCUCAAGGAACCCUCUAUUUUUUUCAGAAGAAUAUUUAAGUGGUCUUUCUCCGUCUGCGAGUGAAAAAUAGUUGAUGUUGAAAGUGGGAGAGACAGUUUCCCCUCUAGAACCUUCAACUAAGAUGCCAAAUCUUCUCUUUUUGACACUUAGUGAUUCUUUAUUUCCCGAGAAUUUUGACAUUGCCUCACAUGACGUUUAUCUCAUCGUAGCAGAUGUUUACACAGACAUUGACACACACUGCAUAGCAGAUACGGACAGCAUUACACACACAAUAGCAGUAGAGGUUUGACUAAGUCUCACACAGUGGUAGUGUUAUGUACUGAAAAUGAUAGAUAAUAGAAAUGACUGUACAUACAAAAAGAUAAUGGAAAGUCCCGAGACCUCCCAACACCUUCAAAGGAAAGUGUGUUAAUCCAUUUGUGAAGGAGUUGUAAGAAGUAGAAUCUAGUUUAGUGGAAAUAAUCCAGUGAUAAUGAAGGCAUGGAAAAGAAGAGGCACGGUUUUUAACUGGGUGGACUUAAUGACUUUAGUGAUCUUUUUUGAUUUUCUUGGUUUUAAAGAUUCCUUUGUGCAAAACAUGUUGAUUUGCCAAAUAAAACACCACUGAGAGAAUUUGCUCCACUCGUAUCAACAAAAAAACAAAGCUGAGACUGUACUUCACACAAACUUUGCCAACUGCAGCUAUGAACAAGAAAGAAUAUCUUUUGAAAAUUGAUCACAGAGUUUCACAGCAGAAGUAAAAUUUACUCAUGUGAUGCGUACUAAGCUGAGCAGCAAUUUCUUGUCUCUGUUCCAGAUGAGCAUCAGUCAAUAUUCCCAAUUCUGCAAACAUUUGCAUCUUUUUUCCAUCUCUAUUGACUCUUAAAUCAAUGGCUAAAAAAUGAGACACGGCUUUAAAAAAAAAUGACUUCUUACUUUUUUCCAAGCCACAGCAGUGUUUGGCAGUAGUUUCAUCAGACUUUAUUUUUUAAUGAACUGUGAUAUGAAAUUCUAUUAAAUUAUUUACAUCUUUCUUCUGUAAUAUGGCUUUAGCCUAUGAGGGCAGUGUUACAUUUCUCUUCCUUUCAGUCAGUACAGCAGUUAGUACAGCAUUUACUGAAUUUAUCUACAGCUCCAAUUAGUUGAGAUCACAUUGUGUAAACAGACGGGCACCCAUUAAAAUGCACGCCUGUGUUUGCUCCAGCUACACUAACGCUUAAAUUCAAAAGACAGCCUUGUUCAGUGGUGAUGUUCAGUUUCCUGCAGCUCCCACAAACAUGGUUCAUUUGCAUAAUAGGAACGUUUUUUUUCAUAGGAGUUUUGUUUUUGACUAUAAAAAGUAUAAAUGGAAAGAAAAUAUAGAUCCAAUGAAGCUGACUUUCUCCCUGAGCUGUAAUGUGAGAGUUUGGGGAACCGAUUGGUGAACAGAAAGUGGAAAAAUAGGGCAGGGAAAUGAGUGCAGGCACAAUUGCAUGGCCACUUUCUGCUCCUAGUGUUGCAGGUAUAAGUGACUCUUUAAUGAGGUUCAAAAUGACAGGCAUGUAGACCCCAUGUUGUGGCAAGGGGAGUAAUUUCUGGCAUUAAAAAUAGAUGGUGGAAGGCUUGGGGGGUCUCGGGAGGUGCAGGGGUAGAUUUCCACAGUAGGGGGUUUUAACACACCCGUGACCUUGCAUUUUGGGGGAGUUGGUGAGUGAAGGAGACAGAAAGAGGGACAUACACACACUGUUAAAACGGCAAGACAAGACGCUGAAGCUAGUUUGAUUAGUGCCUAACAAAACAAAUCAAGACAACAGCAGAAAAUCAAUGAUUCUGGAGAUACAUUAAUUCAACUACAUCCCAUUUUGUACCACUUAGUCUCAACGACGUGCACUGUUAUGUAUUUACUUCUAAACUUGGGGCUGCUUUUUUGUGUUUCUCUGUCUAAAAGACAACCUCUGCCUUUGGUCAUUAUUUUGCUUUUGUUUUAUGUCAACCAAGUUAACAAUCCUAUAGCAGCAGAACACCUGUGGGGCAAUAGAUUGAUCGGGUACUAAUUUUCAGGACAAUCCCACAUGGAUUUUAUUAUCAUAACUCUAGCCUCAACAGAAACUGGCUUAAAUUUGUAUCGUAUAACUAUAAACACUUUUUGGUUUUGUAUUGCUACCAUACCAUGAUUUAAUAGUCACCCACCCUAACCUGGGACAUGAGGAUCAAUUUCUAUACUGGAUACCGUGUAUCCUGAGGUAGUCAACCAAUAAACAAGUAGUGUUAGGUUAGUCUCCGUUUUGUACCUUUCUGAAGGACAAAGAAAAAAAAGUUACAUCCUUGGUAAAACUGUAUAAUUAUUAUUAUUGCUAUGAUGAUAAUGAUUAUGAAUAUCAUUAUUAGAAAACCUCUUGAUGUAAAUAGUGUUUGAUAUUAAAGUAUUAAUUUGGUUCUUAUGUCUUUUCUAAAAGAUGAAUCCCAUAUUAUCUCUGGGUUUUGCUGAGUGUGUACUGUUCUUAAAAAACACAUUGUGUGCUACGAUCCUCAAUGCCUAAAGAGACUUUGAAUGAUUUCAAAGUGGAAACCAGUUGGAGCUGUACACAUCCGUGUACCACAGGCUGGACUUUAGCCGACAAGAGGCUCAUCUUUUACAUGUUUCAAACCAGUCACCAACCAUCACCACCUCGUCAUGAUGGGAUCCCGAUUUGAAAAGAAACUCAUGGGACUUGAUGGAUGCUCUGUUUGUACUUUUUUGCCUUCAGGAUUUUUUGAAAGCAUGUUGAUCAGCUCAAAGACACAAUAUGAGUGAACGGUUGGCUUUAUUGACUGGAGGGAUCUCACCAGUUUCAUUUUGUGGCAUGCGCAUGAACUUGACAGUAAAAAGAAAAAAAAAUCUAAGAAAAAGUAAAAAAAAAUCAAGUUUUUUAUUAAAAAUUUUGUUUUGCUGUUUUUUUCCCCAGAUGUAAUAGAGUUUCUGAUCACUUUCAUGUUGUGUUUUUGCAUUGCCAUUGGAGUGAUGUCAGACUGUUUAGUUACAUAGGUCAAUUGUACAUAACACAAGCCAUUGAUGUGCAGUCAAAUUGGGGCUCAGUCAUUUUAAAAAUUUUAAAAGCAACUUUUGACUUUUCUUUUUCUUAGAAUGACUGUGUCCUUCCCCAUCCAUGGCAUUCAUCCCAUGUCUCCUUCAGCCUUUUUCACUCUCUUUUCUCCCAUAAGAAGGAGUUUGAGAGUAGAUACAUCAGUGUGGACAUUUCUGAGCAUAAAAAAAACAAAAUGUGUGAGACCUAUAAGGUUUAGUGUGUGUCUCAUUUGCUGUAGCUGCAGUGAAUGGGAAGCUGCAACCCUCUUUGGCAGCAAAGAGUGUUUCCCAUGCCUUAGCCCUUCAGCCUCUGCCCUGGAAGCCCCGUCUGUGUUCAAGAAGCUUUCUACCAUUGUGCUUUUACACAGAACAGCUGCUGGCGUCGAACAGACAACAACAGGGCCCUUAACUUUCUCUCCUUUUUUUAACAACCCUACAUCACUUGUCACCAAAGUAGACGUCGGACCUGGGCACGGUUUAAGGAUUAGUACAUCCUCUCGAGCUAAUCCUAAACUGAAUUGUUAGCGGGGUGAAGCAUGUCAUCGAUCCAAGUUCUGUGGGCAAAGCCUCUCGUCUCUCUUUUUUGCUGAUGAACCACUUAAAUUUAUGUCCUUCCUCAUUUUUCUUGUGCUUGUGUAACCCCUAUCACACCAAAUGUCUCUCCUCCUUCACCUUUGAACCCCAUUUCUACUUUGCCACCAGUGGGAAAUGUUUCCAACCUCUUUUACAGUAUAUACCUGACAAGAAAACUUGACAAAAAAAAAAAACGUCUGUAUUUGUAUAUACAUGUGUCUGAGCAACUAUGAGUACAACAAUAAAACAAAUACAUUGCUUCGAC